This is a messenger RNA of Cylas formicarius (sweet potato weevil), 1308 nucleotides long. It is a transcript of the gene Arl5, whose product is annotated as ADP-ribosylation factor-like protein 5A. Gene Ontology annotation, molecular function: GTP binding; GTPase activity. The coding region runs from base 314 to 853 and encodes 179 amino acids. The transcript is spliced from 4 exons. Gene Ontology annotation, biological process: intracellular protein transport; vesicle-mediated transport; protein localization to Golgi membrane. The record is from RefSeq and is a predicted model, not a curated record. NCBI's taxonomy places the organism in Eukaryota, Metazoa, Arthropoda, Insecta, Coleoptera, Brentidae. Gene Ontology annotation, cellular component: cytoplasm; trans-Golgi network.
CCUCGUCGGGUUGUUCUGUGCUGGAGUGUUUUUGUUUCUCGUUCGCAUAUGUUUUUGACGGGAGCUCAGGCGUUAUUGAAACUUUCACGAAAGGAAAAUGUCUCAAUUAGUCCAACGGAUAAGCGAAUUCCUCUAGCGUCCGAUUAGCGUCGCGUGAGACGUGUAGAAAAAUCGUAGCAGCAUGUGAAAUUUUUUCGUCGGGAGAGAGUUGGAAGCGAUUUUUCGUAAGAUACGGGAUUUCCUUUUUGUAAAUUCGCGUUUUUUUUUGUUACCGUUCGUACACAUAUUUGUUAAAUAUUAGCGCUCGUUUGGGAUGGGGCUGUUGUUUGCGAAGCUGUGGAGUCUUUUCGGCAGCGAAGAACACAAAAUUGUUAUCGUGGGUUUGGAUAACGCCGGCAAGACGACGAUUUUGUAUCAGUUUUUGAUGAACGAGGUGGUCCACACGAGUCCGACGAUAGGCUCCAACGUGGAGGAGGUAGUGUGGCGAAAUAUCCAUUUCAUUAUGUGGGACCUGGGCGGGCAGCAGUCCCUGCGGGCCGCGUGGAGUACUUACUAUACCAACACCGAGUUUGUCAUUGUGGUGAUAGACUCGACGGAUAAGGAGAGGUUACCCGUUAUACGGGAGGAGCUGUACAAGAUGUUGGCCCAUGAGGAACUGUCGAAGGCGGGCGUUUUGGUGUACGCCAAUAAGCAGGACGUGAAAGGCUCGAUGAGUGCCUCGGAAAUAUCGAAAGAGCUAAAUCUAACCUCGAUCAAGCUGCAGCAGUGGCAUAUACAGUCGUGUUGCGCUCUCACGGGAGACGGUCUGUAUCAGGGGUUAGAGUGGAUAGCCAGUAGGUUAAAGAAAAAAUGACUUUCGGAUGGAUUCUCGUCUUUUAGGGUACCAAAUAACGAAAAAAAUUUAUUGAAAAAUGGCGGUUUUAGUCGGGUUAAGAAAAUGGCACCCAACAGUAAGCGAAUGUUUGGGCUGUUUUUGUUCGGUUAAUUUUAGUAUUUUUUUUCUUUAAAUCGACGAUUUUUAUCGGAAAUUUCCUAAAGCGGGUUGUGAAAUUUUUAUUAUAACAUCACGAAAACCUACAUGCGGUCUCAUAUUGAGAGCCCCGAAUUUCUUUGUCGAUCACGCGCAUUGAAUAUAACAUCUUUUGUAUAACUCAUAAUUCCGAAAAAAAAAUCUUUCAUAUUGUACAGUACCUAUUUAAUUAUGUAUACGUUCUAAUCAGUGAACCCUAAUAUGUAAAUAUACCUAGUGACUUUUUCUUCCAUUUAAUUAAUAAAUUUUUAAGUUUUACCGUAUGGAUAUAUUUCUUC